AUGAUUUCAAAGAUUAUGGAUAUUUUGGGUAGAAGUCAGAAGAUUCUGAGAGGAACAGUAAUCUCAAAGACUCAUACAAAGACAGCAAUGAUCGAAGUUGUCAAGGUAUUCUUUGACAGAAGUAAAUAUGCAAGUGUCACCAAGCAAAAGACUAAAUAUAUGAUUCACGACCCAUCUGACGAGUGUAUCGUUGGUGACUACGUCAACUUCACACCAUGUAAACCAGUUUCAAAAAGAAAAUCACACGUACUUGUAAAGAUUGCAAAGAGACCACAAACAACUGAAUUCAUCCUCAAGAAUCCACAAUACACCGUCACCGCCAAAGAAAUCAAAGAACAAAAGGAAAAAGACAAGAUCAAAUAUACUUUUAUUUCUGACCUCCAAUAA
Molecule: messenger RNA, 387 nt
Organism: Heterostelium album PN500
Lineage: Eukaryota; Evosea; Eumycetozoa; Acytosteliales; Acytosteliaceae
Gene: mrps17
Product: uS17 family ribosomal protein
Exons: 1
Coding region: 1-387 (128 amino acids)
Biological process (GO): translation
Cellular component (GO): ribosome; mitochondrion
Molecular function (GO): structural constituent of ribosome
Source: RefSeq, a predicted model, not a curated record